AUGCCUAAAGGCUAUAAGGUGUUGCUCCCGUUUUUUUUCCUUGCGUGUUCAACACGGACCACCUCCAUGCCUAUCAUGAACUUGCACCCGCUCCUCUGCUAUUCCCAGCACCCAGUUGAGUCCAACCACUGUUGUGCUAUUUUAUGGGAUCUCCGCGAAGCCCCCGUAUCCAUCCCGCAUGUAUCAUCACUCGAUCAUUUCCUCCCUGAUGCCGAACUCACGCAACACGCGACCUCUCCGCCUGUCACCAUCUUCCACGUAUCAUGUGGUUUCUUUCCUGAAGAAUGGUCUAUUGAAGUUCGGAACCCUCAAGGCGUCACCGUUCUUGACGUCUUGAAAGCCAUCCACUCGGCGUUGCAACCUCAGAUACACCAGCACGAGUGGGAACGACUUUGUAAAAAACAUCAGGAUCGCGUUGCUGCUGUUUUUGAUGCGCGAUGGAGGGUAUCAGCAGAGCCCGAGGAAAGUCGCACCCAUGGAGUGUUACGUAUAGAUUGCUUGUUGCAUCAUACGUGGUUCGGCGGGCUUUCAGUUUCCCUGGAAGACGAAAACAGCUGCAUUCUAUCGUUGCGGAGACCCCGCUGA
This is a messenger RNA of Laccaria bicolor S238N-H82, 585 nucleotides long. It is a transcript of the gene MISSP22.2, whose product is annotated as ectomycorrhiza-regulated small secreted protein. The transcript has a single exon. The record is from RefSeq and is a predicted model, not a curated record. Bases 1 to 585 code for a protein of 194 amino acids. Lineage: Eukaryota; Fungi; Basidiomycota; Agaricomycetes; Agaricales; Hydnangiaceae.